AUGUACCAGAUUCACGACACUCUCAUCACACUACUUGAUACAAUGCUGAUUACUAUAGAAUGCGUUCUACUUGCGUUACAAGCGGUUGCUGCAGUUCGACUUGCAUUACAUUCACCUUUUGAAAUUACCAGUCAAUCAAACAAUAGGCUAUCAAAACGAUCACCCGUUCAAUUGGGUGGUGGUAUUGGUCGAUGUUUCAAGAUAAAAGUCAAUGUUAAUGGAGUCAGUUUGAAUUUACAAGUCGAUUCAGCAGCUUCUGAUAUAGUGGUACCAAUUUCUAGUUCAAGAAGCAGUGUAGGUUUGACUUCAAAAAGUACUCUAAAUGAGGAAGGUAUUAUGAUAGAGUACAAAGGCGAAGAGUAUAAAGGAGUUACUUCCACAGCCGCUGUGACGAUUCCGGGUACCAAGAUAAUUGGCAUGGAUUUACCAGUAAUAGCAAUUCAAAAACAAUCGCCAGAUCUAAUUGGCAUUGGUGGAAGAAUCGAUCAAGGAAUAUUUGGCUUCGCCUAUUCUUCGUUGUCAGAUCAACAUCCACAAUCCACUGCGAUGGAUGUUUUGUACAAUAGUGGUAUCAUUCCUAAAAAUGAGAUUGGUCUUCAAAUAUGUCCGUAUGGAAUGCUUUCAGAAAGCUUCAUCAAUAUAGGAAACACGGGUGUAACUCCAAAAUGUGGAACGGAUGGAACAAGUGUUGCAUGGGUACAAUCACCAUCAGCCGAUCAUCAUACUGUCAACAUCAAGAGUAUACUAAUCAAUGGCAAACCAGUGGAGCUGCCUGCUGGAUUUCAAAAAAAAGUGGAAAACGGACGUACUUUGUACUCGUAUCUACAAACAUGCUUUUUAUAUAUGCGUUUUCCCAAAGUAGUCGUGGAUGUGCUGAUCAAUACUAUUCUUGAUAGUGAUGCGAUCACUGUCAAAACUAUGUUUAGAAACGAUCACCUCGGCAAAAGAAAAAUCCAAAGGAAAUUGCGGAAAAAUCAUUUAAUGUCCGAAUCCAAAUACAAUAUCAAUUGGGACAUGAUGCCAACGAUUUCAAUCGUAAUGUAUUCUGAAACCCCUGUAACUGAUGACAAUCGCAACUCCGUUGUAACGAUCACACUGAGUCCUAGAGACUAUAUGUGGAGAUAUGAUUCUAAACAUGUUAGAUUUGCUGUAGCAGUUGGUUCAAAUGAUUAUGCAACUCUUGGUACAUCAUUUAUGGUUCGACUUGGAUUGACAUUUGAUUUACAAAAUACACGCAUUGGGUUUGGUCCUGGAUGUGGAUGCGAAGUCUCGACUGAUGGAUAUCCUAUUAUUUCAAACAGUGAUCGAGUGCUCUGGUCACCAUCACAAUUGCCUGAACGACCAAGUACUUCAAGUUCAGAUGUCACAUCUACUCCUGGGAGAUCAUUUUCGCGACUUGGUAGUACUCUCCGUGGUAGCACUCGUCGUGGUAAUAAGCAUUCAAAAGUUAGAUACGAGAAACUUGAGGGAUAA
Batrachochytrium dendrobatidis JAM81 is the source of this 1473-nucleotide messenger RNA. RefSeq lists its product as uncharacterized. The record is from RefSeq and is a predicted model, not a curated record. Gene Ontology annotation, molecular function: aspartic-type endopeptidase activity. The transcript is spliced from 4 exons. Gene Ontology annotation, biological process: proteolysis. Lineage: Eukaryota; Fungi; Chytridiomycota; Chytridiomycetes; Rhizophydiales. The coding region runs from base 1 to 1473 and encodes 490 amino acids.